UUUUUUGGUUUAUGACAAAACAAUUUUAAUCAAGAAAAUGGGGGUUUAUGCAUAAAGUAAGAGUAGGAGCCGUUAGGGUUUUAGCGCUUUUAGGGUUCGAUGGUUUUCUGUUUUACUUUACACUUUGCGACGAUUUUCUUUCCCCUUCAAAAUUUUGGGUUGUUAGGCGGCUAGGGUUUGUAAUUGUGUUUUCCUUUAACAUUUUCCACCCACUACUUUUCAUGUUCUCUCGAGAUUUCUUGGGUUAUAAAUAUUUUAUCCUUCUCUCAUAUAUAUUAUAGUUAUAUAUAUAUAUAUUUUAUACUAUACAAUUGUACAAUUCUUUGUUUUGCUCUUAUAAUCCUCUUUAUAAUUCAAAGUUUUGUGGUUUCUCUAAUUCUUGUUCUGUGUCUAGGAAUUAGAUUGAUUUAUUUUUGGGUAUCUCAAAGUUUCAAGCUUUGAGGAAUUAAAUAGAUUUUAAUUAGUGGGUAUCUCCAAAGUUUCAAUCUUUGAGGAAUUAGAUAGAUUAUAAUUAGUGGGUAUCUCAAAAGUUUCAAUCUUUGAGGAAUUAGAUAGACUUUAAUCAGUGGGUAUUUCAAGAGAUUCAAUCUUUGAGUAAUUUGAUUGAUUUUGUUAAGUGGGGUUGUCUGAAGUUUCGAUCUUUAGCGUCAAUUUAUUUGAUUUGAUUUGAUUUGGGUUUCAAGAUUAAUUGGUUUUGCAUCUCAAUUAUAUUUGGUUUCAAGAGAUUAUUUAAUAUGAGUUUCUCUGAUCCUUUCCCACCUUUUGUGCCAUUCCCUAAUGGAUUAGAUUCAAUGGGGUAUUGGUCUCAUUUCUCUAAUGAACAACCUGAGGUAAAUUCCGAAUAUGAUCAUGAUAAUCCUCCAUUGAAAAGGCCAAAAAAUUCGGGUGAUGAUCGAUCUAUGAAUCAUAAUCAUAGAACUACUUCUAAUCCUCCUGUUAAUCAACCAACUGGGAAAAUCUUUUACAAAACCAGGUUGUGUGCAAAAUUUAGGAUGGGUCAAUGUCGAAACGGCGAAAACUGUAACUUUGCUCAUGGGGAGGAGGAUUUGAGGAAGCCCCCUCCUAAUUGGCAAGAACUUGUGGGUGGUCGAACUGAAGAUAGAGGGAAUAGUGGUGGUGAGAAUUGGGAGGAUGAUGAUAGGAUUAUUCAUAAGAUGAAACUUUGUAAGAAAUUUUACAAUGGAGAAGAAUGUCCAUAUGGUGAUAGGUGUAAUUUUCUUCACAAAGAGCCUGCCAAAUUUAGGGAGAGUUCGGUGGUGCGAUUUAGAGAUAGUUCUAGGGAGAGUUCUGCUAUUAGCAUUGGUACAACAGGGCCACCUAUGGUGCAAGCAAGGGUAAAUGAUCAAUUUGAGGUUAAUCGGAUGCCAGGAAAUGCUAAUGGAAUCGCCGCUGUGGAUGCAUCCAGGGGGAACUCAAGGCCGGUUUAUUGGAAAACAAAGCUUUGUACUAAGUUUGAGAUAACUGGUCAUUGCCCUUUUGGUGACAAUUGCCAUUUUGCGCAUGGACAAGCAGAGCUGUUGUUGCCUGGUGGUCGUCCUGCUGAGGCUGAAGCAGCAGUUGUGAGCUUCGCCCCUCUUAAACCUGUUCAUGCUCCUGCUAACGAUCCAAAUGCUGUGAAGAUUGAUGCUGGUGUCUCUUCAAGCCAAGAAGGUCAGGGCAAGAAGUGCUUCUUGAAAUGGAAAGGGACCAAGAAGAUUAAUCGCAUUUAUGGUGAUUGGAUCGAUGAUUUGCCUUUCACCUUACCUAAUGAAGUGGAAAGCUAAGGUUCUGAUGCUAGUCUUUGCUAUCUGAGUGUCUAUAGUAAUAAUUCGUCAUUCUUAUUUCUACUACAAAUUUUGGUCAAGUUAGUAUUAUCAUAUAGCUAAUCAAUAGGUUUUGCUUGAAUGUGUUGUGAUUCCUUUCUCUCCUGUGUUGGCGUUGCGCUGAAGCGCAAUAUUGGCCAGUUUUGAUUCUUCAGGUUUUGUUGGCUUUGGUUUGUAACUUGUAAUUUGUAGUACAUUGUUGCCAAAUACAGGCAACAACUGUUUUCACUCAUCAUUAAUUCAUACAUCAAGAUGUAGAUCGAGCUCAUAGCAGAGCAAUAGAAUAACAGUUAUCGGUAUUUGUUAUCAUACAA
Messenger RNA from Beta vulgaris subsp. vulgaris (sugar beet), 2116 nucleotides. Its product is annotated as zinc finger CCCH domain-containing protein 39. The record is from RefSeq and is a predicted model, not a curated record. Bases 735 to 1763 code for a protein of 342 amino acids. NCBI's taxonomy places the organism in Eukaryota, Viridiplantae, Streptophyta, Magnoliopsida, Caryophyllales, Amaranthaceae. The transcript is spliced from 2 exons. Gene Ontology annotation, molecular function: metal ion binding; mRNA binding.